UGAGCUCACAUGAGUCUGUUUUCAGCUCACAGAAGAAAUAAUGAGAUGUUUUGAUGUCUGCAUUUCUUUACCUAACUUCACUCUUCAGUGGACUAUCAAGUAAUCAGUUACAUGUACCUCCAUCCAGGACUUUCUGUUGUUUGAGCAAAGCGAUAUGAGCAUAUUGUUAGAACAGUUUCGGCUAAUAUGUACGUAGUACCCGAAAUUGGAAUAGUAGAUUGGAUAGUCUACUUGUAGUUGUCAAUGUUAUGGCUCAGUGUCUCCCCUCAAUCACCUUCAUCUCAGACGACGAUGUGCUGGAACACAUUGUGGAUGUUUCGGGUGGAGGAACCGUAAAAGCACGUGCCCGGAAAGACAAUGUAGCCGAGAAAUAUUCAUUUGCCAAGGCCGAUGAGGGAGACUCCAGUGAUGACACAGAAGCAACACAAACAUCAACUAGGCAUCAUCAUUUUAACGAGCAAUUUCCAGUAUGUACAGUGCAGGGUGCUGACCUGUUCAAACUUGGAGCACAGCGGCGGAGAAAGUCAUCGCUUUACCAGUCAGGAAAGCUGAAACCAACUGUGGGGAAGCGGAAACGACUGCAGACUGGUGAUGACGAUGAAGAUGAUGAUGGUUUGGACAGCCAGGGAGAGUCUGGGCAAUCCACAAGUGACAGUGACUCCGAUGAUGAGUCUCGCCACAGCGCCUGUAGUGAUUCCACUGAUAGUGCUGCUCAGACUACAUCCAAGCAACAGAUGAAUUCCAGAAAGAAAUCAAAACCUGGAUCCAAGCCAGUACAGCUGAGUGGCCAUGAAGAAUAUUUUCACUUGCACGGGGACAACAGUGUAGCCACGUCUGAUGCUACUCUGGCACACUUGAAGCAGCCCAUGCUGGAUUUACAGGCAGUACGAGCCCUGUUACAGGAUGCACCGGAUGGACACAAGAGUCAUCGCUCACAGCUCCACUCUCGCUACACAUCACGCUUUUCGCACUGGUCUUUGCUUCUGCAGCAAGGAUCAAACUUAUUAUUGUAUGGAUUGGGCUCUAAGCGCCAGCUUUUAGAAGAGUUUCGCAACGAGUAUCUUCAAGAAAACCUGCAUAUCGUCAUCAAUGGAUACUUUCCCGGCCUGCAGUUCAAAGACGUGCUUACUCAACUUACUGAAUACCUUGGUUGUUCAUCAACGUUUCGAGUUCCUGGCGACCAGUGCCAGUACAUAUGCAAGCGUUUCAGUGAAGGUACAGAGCAGCUGUAUAUCUUGGUGCACUGUAUUGAUGGUGUGUCUUUACGAAGUGACAAGAUACAAGGCUAUCUAAGCGAGUUGGCCCAAUGUCGGAACAUCCACAUAAUCGCAAGCAGUGACCACAUCAACGUUCCAACCAUGUGGGAUGGCUCCCGUCUCGUUCAGUUCAAUUGGCUAUGGCAGGAGGUACACACAUUCUGCAACUACAUCGAAGAGACUUCCUAUGAGAAUUCUAUUAUGGUGCGACAGACUGGAAAACUGGUCUACACAGCUCUCGUACACGUCAUGGAAUCCCUUACACGCAAUGGAAGGGGAAUCUUCAAGUUGCUAGCUGAAGCCGAGCUUCAACGGGAGUCUUCUAGUACCGCCCCAGGUAUGGCGUUCCAAGACCUGUUCUCUCACUGCAAAGAGAGCUUUCUCGUCAGUAGCGACCAGGCUUUGCGAGCACAGCUUACGGAAUUCCUUGACCACAAGCUUGUCAAGUCGAAAAAGGGGCAAGAUGGUGUGGAGUAUUUGUCUCUAGCUGUUGAGCGCAAUGUUGUCGAGCAGUAUCUGUCAACUCUGGAUGACUCCUGAUCGCAGAGGACUCACUCCAGCAUGCAGCUAAGACCUCUCAAUGUUUCCUUUCAACCCAUGCACUCUUUUCUGACGUUUUCACCUCUAUUUUCUUAUUCUUCCUGACCUGGACUGUCUCUGUUGACAACGUACUCUAGUUUUUAUCGAAAUGUCGAAGUCGUAUUUUGUGGCCUUUUGGUGUGUUUUGGUCUUCCUUUUGUGUCUUUCUGGUGCAUUUCAGAGUGUUGUGUUUCAUCAGAAAAUCACCCCGUAAGUGUGCCUGUGUGCCUUUUUUAAUGCUUCUGAAGUACUUGAAUUUUUAAAUAACUUUUAAAUAUCUUGAAUUGAGUUACCAAUACCAUGAUUUCUAAACUCUCUGCAUGCAUGGCAUAGCUUUGUCACUCCAAACAUUUGAUGCCUGCUGCACUCCCUGGAUCGUGUGCAAACGAUAGCACUGUGUGUGUAGUGCCGUAUGCAAGCUGUUUUCUUCAGCUUUUGCAUACUAGUAGUCCCUCCACUUCAGUGGACAUUGAGACUCAUGACUAAUGAUUGGCCGUCUAAUGUAAUGGUAGUCGUGGAACCACGCCUAAGCUAUGGUAUA
This is a messenger RNA of Sycon ciliatum, 2376 nucleotides long. Its product is annotated as origin recognition complex subunit 2-like. The record is from RefSeq and is a predicted model, not a curated record. Gene Ontology annotation, molecular function: DNA replication origin binding. Lineage: Eukaryota; Metazoa; Porifera; Calcarea; Leucosolenida; Sycettidae. Gene Ontology annotation, biological process: DNA replication. Gene Ontology annotation, cellular component: nuclear origin of replication recognition complex; nucleus. The transcript has 16 exons. Bases 249 to 1796 code for a protein of 515 amino acids.